AUGGGCUCUCGUCCUCCUACGGCGGAUCCUGUGGACGUCACUACGCAAGCUGAAGAAGGUGAGGAAGCUACUAGUAAUGCUAUUACUAGUAGUAGUAUCGUGGUGGAGUGUCCUCCAGUACGAAGCGGCGUGGCUUUGAACGGAGAGACUCUUUUGACGGAGGAUCUCAAGAAGCUACUUUUAGAGUUUCCACUCGAGAUCACCAAUGACAAAUCUCUACGUGGAGUUGUACCAGAAGGCACACAGUUUUCCAGUUUGCACGCGGCUUUGCAGUACAUUCAUGCAGCGCUCAAGGCCAAGUUGGGACCUAACACUGCUGUACAAUUCCUACCAGGGUCUACAGGAGAAACCAGUACCAGUACAGGAGAUCUCAAGAUCAUCACCAUUCGUCUAGAAGACAACCAACAAGGCCUAGCUGCAAGUACUAGUAGUACUGUGCAACUCAAGCUACAAGUUCAGGCACAAGCUGCAAGUGAAGGUACAGAACUACAAGACCAGGCAGAUCUUCCUCUUGUCUUGCUAGAGUGCACUACAAGUACAAGUAUCCAGCAAGCAACCGAGACUGAACCUGAAAAGGACACAGUAACGACGGAACCUGAAGCACCUGAAGCACCUCAACCUACUGAAACUGAAACUAAGGAUGCAACCCCGGUUGAAGCUCCGUCUCCCGCCCAAGAAACCCCGGCUGAAACUACAGCUGCAAAAGAACCUAAGGAUGCUGCCACUGAGGAUCCUCCAGCUGAUGCUGCCAAAGAAACCCCGGCUGAAGCUCCUUCUCCUGCCACAGAAACUCCCGCUGAAGCUUCAGCUACAAAGGACACCCCCACGCAACCUGAAACGACCUCUGAUCCACCCAAAGACCCGGCGGCUACCGGUACCAAUACGACGGAUGCGGUGGAGGACAAAAAGUCGGAGGUCGAACCGUCCGCUGCCGGUACUGGUACUGGCACUGGCACAACACCCGAAACUGCAUCGGAAGCAAACAACGCCACCAAAGACAUGAUGGAGACUGAUGACGCCACCAAGACGGAAAAAAACACGGAGACUCAAGAUGACGCAAUCAAGAAGACACAGGAUACCGCCGACACGCCUGUAGAUCCUGAUGCGGAUGUAGACGCUGCCAAUAAAAAGACGGCACGAAAACCUACCAUGGUCAACUUUCGAAAAGCCGGAGAACAAGAUGAGGAGGACAAUGACCACCAAGACAACAUCAACAAUGACGAUGAUGACGACGAGUCCACGUCGGAUGAAGAAGUCAUUGCCGAACCACAAGAGACUGCUGGAGAGGCACAAAAGAAACGAUUCGCAGAACAGUGGCAAACCAUGCUCGGGAGGCUCAAGGCAUACAAAGACACAAACGGCGAUUGUCUUGUCCCCAAAGAUUAUCCACUCGACCAGAGUCUAGGAUCAUGGGUGCACGCACAACGAUCCAAUUAUAGACUUAAAACCAUGCCGCAGGCACGCAUCGAUGCCCUGGAAGCCAUUGCGUUCCCUUGGAAAGUACGAGAUAUACAAACUUGGGAAACCAUGUACGAACGAUUGCAAGUAUAUCAUCAAAAACACGGAAACUCCGAUGUACCUCGAAAGUGCGAAUCCGAUCCACGGCUAGGCAGAUGGGUACAGCAGCAACGACGUGAUUAUCGAGAAGAAAAGUUGCCGCACGACAAGGUCGCUCUACUCGAGAAUCUCUACUUUGUCUGGAGAGUCGCCGCCACGGCAAAGGGUGGAGUCCGACGGGAGAAUAUGGAAGAAUGGAAUCGCAUGUUUGCCAAGCUACAACAGUACCAACUCGAACAUGGAAACUGCCUCGUGCCAAGAGAAUACGAAAAGGACCUCGAGUUGGGACGAUGGGUUCGACAGCAGCGCACACGCAAGUCACUCUCGGAUGAACAAAAGUCGCAACUCGAUGCCUUGGGAUUCAUGUGGAAGGUACCGCACAAGAAGAAGGCACAAGUCUCCUUUGAAGAAAUGCUAGAACGUCUACAGGGAUUCAAACAACGAUACGGUGAUUGUAUGGUUCCCGCCAUUUAUCCUGAGGAUUUGCCCUUGGGAAGAUGGGUCCAGCGCAUGCGACAAGACUACAAGAAGAACAUCUUGACGGAUCAACAAAUCUUUCAAAUGGACUCCCUCGGCUUUACGUGGAAGUGCGCUCGAGGACGGCAGAAGAUCAACUAUGCCUCGGAUAUCCCAAACUAUUUCCAGUCGCAAGAGUACCUGCUGAAAUUCAACGCCGCCAACGGUGGUGUGGUGGAUCCCAAUAACCCACUUCAGUUCCAACAGCCACCACAACAGGACGGAGCCAUUUGGUCGCCCAAGGCCGCACCAGAGUUCUGGGAAGCGCAGUUCCAGAAACUCAAACAGUAUCAGGCACAGAAUGGUCACUGCAAUGUCCCACGGAAUCACUUUGAGGACCAGUCCUUGGCCAAGUUUGUCGUGGCCCAGCGCAGUUUCUACCACAAGGGGCAGCUCUCGGAAGAAAACAUUCAGAAGCUCGAGUCGAUUGGUUUUGUUUGGCGGAUCCAGCGUCAUUGGGAAGAAAACUUUCAGUUGCUCAAAGCCUACUACGACAAGCACGGCAACACGGACGUCCCAGUGGACUACGCCGAGGAUCCAAAGCUUGGACGUUGGGUCCGUGAGCAGCGACUCUUUAGCAAACGCAAGGAACUUUCCCAGGAGCGUCUCGAUCGCAUGAAGGAGCUGGGAUUCGUCUGGAAUGCUCCCGGAGCGACGAGUGCGCUCACCAAGCGACCCAAGUCCAUGACGUGUCCUAAAGAUGCUCCUGCCGUCGUGGCAGGAUUGGGAGCCGUCACCACCGCCCCUGACGCAACUACAGGAGUUAAAGACGAAAGCAACAAUGGCGAAUUUGGCGUUCCAGUGGCUUCUGCGGCGUUGAAGGAAAAGACGGCCAAGCUGCAACAAGCCAAUGCCAAGCUAGGAGCGGAUCGAAAGAAUCUCAAGAUUGAAAACCAGGAGCUCCGUCGCAAGCUGCGAGAAGCCGAAGAGAAGAACUUCUGGGAGGGUCGCUAUGAACAAUUGCAAGUCUACAAGGAUUUGAACGGCGACUGCCUAGUCCCGACGGGCCACUCCAAGUUGGGUGCUUGGGUCGGAACUCAACGUGAGUUGUACCGAAAGGGAGAACUCUCCCAAGAGCGCAUUGAGCUCCUGGAGAAGCUGGGCUUUGUGUGGGAACGUGCUCGUGGUCGCCCCAAGAAGGAAGAAGGUGUUUUGCGCACCGAGAGCGAAAAGCUCAUGGAAGAAGAGAUUGCGCUUCAGGAAGAGAAAGUGAAACUGCUCGAAGCUAGAGUCAAGUUGAAGCAGGGAAAGCUUAAACUCCAACUCAUCCGAGAUGCCAAGCCCAAGCGCAAGAGCGUACCUGGAAGCAGCUCUGCUGAUGGACCCGAAGCUAAGAAGGCCCGACCGACCAUCUAG
Messenger RNA from Seminavis robusta, 3429 nucleotides. Lineage: Eukaryota; Bacillariophyta; Bacillariophyceae; Naviculales; Naviculaceae. The record is from the annotation of a GenBank genome assembly.